UGCGCGUUCAUUUUCAAACAAGCACCAGCAAUUCCACCAUCCCAGCCAACUGGCCAAGUCAUCGACGAACGCACAUCAUUACAAGAUACACACCGCAACCUCAGCCAGCACAGCGUUGCGCCACUGGGCAUCACAGUGCAUCAUGCCGCAGACGUACGAGUUUGACACUGAGCCAUAUCUGAUUGACGAGGAACGUCAGCGUCAGCUGAAAGAACUGCAGCUGGAGCGCGAGCGGCGCAGGAAGCGGCGCCGUUGUGGCCUCUUCUUCUGCGUUGGCAUCAUCGCCGUUGCGGCAAUCUGUGCGGUGCCCAUCAUCUACGUUUCACGCCCGCCAGCGAAGGAAAACGACAACGAUGCGUCUCAAGAUAGCACGUCCAAUACGGACACGGAAGCAGCCAUUCAGACAGAGGCCGGGUGCACGCAAACCUGCGAGGAGCACAUACAUGAGUGUGUGGGCAUGAGCGUUGGUGGUGUCUCCCUGGAUGACUUUGUUUCAUGCCUCACACGGGACGAACACCAUACGACGGUCGCGCUGCUCUCACUGGGCGCGUGCAUGUCAAGCUGCGAGGAUGGCCCAUGCGGCAGUGUUACCGGCCCUGUCGAAGAACUGUACAAGCUACAGUGCUGGGAGCGCUGUGCGUUUGCAACCGCGGACGUGAACUGUGAUCUCACAAACGCAACGAAGGCGACUGGGUCCGCAAUGUCUUCAACAUCCACUGCACACGAUGGAAAGGGUGCGGCAUCCACGACAACGUUCAGCAGCACAAGCAGCUCCAGUACCUUCACAAGCACAAGCACCAGUACCACAAGCACGCCCACUGCGACAGCAACGCCAACAAAGAAGGCGACGACCAGUGAAGCGGCUACAACGUCAACCACGAGUGCAGCAACAAUGGGUACAACAACCACAACAACAACAACAACUACUACUACAACAACAACAGCGAGUUCACCAACAACAACAACAACAACAACAGCGAGUUCAACAACAACAACAGCAACAAGGAGUACAACAACAACAGCAACAAGGAGUACAACAACAACAACAACAACAACAACAACAACAACAACAACAACAACAACAACAACAUCUACAACAACAUCUACAACAACAACAACAACAACAACAUCUACAACAUCUACUACAACAACAACAACAACAACAACAACAACGAGUACCACGACGAGUACCACGACGAGUACUACGACGACAACCACGAGUACUACGACAACAACCACGAGUACUACGACAACAACAACAACAACAACAACAACAACAACAACAACAACAACAACCACUACCACUACCACGACGCCUGCUGCAGCAACUGCCACUGGUGGUAGCACGAAGAGCAACACAAACAACCGUUGCAAAGACAAGAACAGCAACAAUGGUAAUGGUGGCACUAACCCAAACAGCAACGACGACAAGUCAAAGAAAGACAGUAUCGAUGCCUGCUCCAACAACAGCACCGCAUCGACAACUGCAAGCUCCACCACAGCAACGUCUGUCCCUUCGACAACACUCACAACAGGCACGACCACAGCCACAGGCAACGCGACAAACACGAACGACAACAACCGGUACAAGGACAAGAACGACAACGAAGGCAAUGGCGGCACCAACCCAAACAGCAACGACGACAAGUCAAAGAAGGACAGCCUCUCGACGACUGCAACAGCCACAGCUGCAACCACAACCACCACCACCACCACAACCAACCCCACCACAGCCACAGGCAACGAACCAAACACGAACGACAACAACCGGUACAAGGACAAGAACGACAACGAAGGCAAUGGCGGCACCAACCCAAACAGCAACGACGACAAGUCAAAGAAGGACAGCCUCUCGACGACAGCUGCAACAACUGCGGCAGCCACUCCCGGCAAGCGGUGAACACCGCAGCUCUAACACGUCCACUACAAUGCGACCCUAUACUCAUGCACACCGACUCGCUUCCCUUGUUUGCCUCUGCUUUGUUUCUCGCAUCCCAGCCAACCCACCAACAACGACUUGCAUGCGUGUAUGUGGCUCCUCGUGAGCUUGUGAUGAUGUUCAUGGUUUCACUAUGUCGGUUUUACACGACUCCCUUGCUUGCCUUCUUCUCGAACCCUCUCUCCUGCACACGCGCAUGCUUCCUCCAGCGUGGCAAUAUCACAC
Molecule: messenger RNA, 2164 nt
Organism: Salpingoeca rosetta
Lineage: Eukaryota; Choanoflagellata; Craspedida; Salpingoecidae
Exons: 3
Coding region: 143-1900 (585 amino acids)
Source: RefSeq, a predicted model, not a curated record